This is a messenger RNA of Cinara cedri, 2975 nucleotides long. The record is from the annotation of a GenBank genome assembly. Lineage: Eukaryota; Metazoa; Arthropoda; Insecta; Hemiptera; Aphididae.
AUGUUGCGAUUGCGAACCGACGCCGCAGGUGCCGCUGAAAACCUCGUACAAGGCGAUUAUAACUCGCAACCGCUUCUUUCUUGCAUUUCAACGCACCCGUCGACUCGGUGUGUUUGUGGAAAAUGUUUUGUAUUUAAACUUCAACUACGAGUUCGAUCAGAAGUAAGUACUUCGGUUUAUUAAUAAUUAUUAAGCUUUUAGUUUAGUUUCAAUAAAAAUAAUUUCGUGUUGCAUAAUAACAUUUAUAUAGAGAAGAAACAUAGGUGCAUGCGAUUUUCGCAUGUUUUUAUUGGUUGGUUAAAAAAAAAAAAAAAAUAGCUGGUGUAUACGGUAGGUACUUACAGCCUAUACAUUUUGUAUGUAACGUUUUAUCUUGUAUAUUUUUGUGUUUUUGGACCUACAGGUUUUAAGGCAUGUACGUUAUGACUGCAUAAAUGAUGCAGUUAAGCUCCCGAGCGAUUUCUGGAAUUUUUUUUCUAAAAUGUGUUUUCGCAUGCUUAAUUUGAUGGUACUUUCAAAAAAAAAGUCGCUCAAACUCCCAUUCUCAAGUUAUGGUCAAAAUGCUCGAAUUUUUUAAAAAUAUCGAGUUUAAAACAUCUACAAUUUAUACUUUUGGAAUUUUUUUUCUCAGAAAUGGUAGUAACUAUAUGCUUGACAUUUUGGUGAAAUCAGAGUUCACCUAUCGUACUUACAUUUUUUGUUAUUGUUAAUAAACCAGGUAAAAGCUAAUUAUAAUUUUAUUUCAAUCAUUUGCUUAUUAAAGUAAUUUAAAAUUGAUUUUUUGGACUUUUUUAGUUUUUCAUUCGUUGCAGGGUUAGAAUGUAUAAUACAGUAAAGUUUAAUAGCUCAUAUAAUACAGUAAAGUAUAUAACACUUAUUAUACUUAUGUUUAAAAAGUACAGCAUAAAACUAUUAGUUGUGUAUGUUUUAUACUGUAUACUAUUUGUUUAUUUUUUUUUUGGCUGCAAUUGAACAGAAAUUUUCAGUUAAUAUAAUUGUCAAUUGAAUUUAAUCAUCAUUUUAUAUAGGUAUCUCAUAUUAAUUACCUAAGAUGUAUGUGAUAAUUUGUUAUAUUAUUUACUAGUUAAUCUUUAUUCUUUGUUAAUAACUACACAAAUAUUUAUAAUAACAAAAUAGAAAUUUGUUUUGUUUUUAUUUUAUUCUAAAUUUAAGAAAAUUCACCAAAUUUAUGUUUUUUGUUAAUUUGAUAUUAAUUUAUAAGUUUGAAUACUUAUUACAAUUUAAAAUGUUCAGCAUUAUCACUAUUAUAAUAAAUUUCGAAAAAAAAAAAAAAUGUCAUAUAUAAAGUUUUAUACGUUUUAUACAUGGAGAUAUUAUACGUGUAACUUAUAAAACGUUUUAUAUGCAUACAUUACCAAUCCUAAUUCGGUGUGUAAUAACAAAGAAUUUUUUUAUGAAACAAUAACUAUAUGUUUUAUCAAUAUUUAUGAGCUAUUUAAGUGAAAACGCCAAAGGGUUGUUUUUUCGGCAGUAAUUGAAAAAUUGCAGUUUUUGACACUAAUUGACAAUCAACAUAUUAAAAUGUGUCCAUGGACAUCCUCUCAAGUUAUAUUUGAAAGUUAAAUACAUUGACGGAUAUUUAUGGAGAUGUCGAGAUUAUUCCAAGAAUACACAUUGAAAAAAUGUAAAUUUAAAUACUUCAUUAUAUAUUUUGUUAAUUAAAAAAAAUAGUAAUAAAUUACAUUUUUCCAAAAGUAAAAUGUGAUAUUUAUGUAUCCAUAAGAAAAGAUACAUUUUUCCAAACCAAAAAAUAUUAGUUCUGAUUUCACUAAAAACUUCUUUAUUUUAUUACACACUGAUUGAAAAAAAAAAGUACAAAAAAUCAAUUUUGAGUUACUUAAAUAUGAAAAUGAUUGAAAUAACAUUAUAAUUAGGUUUUAGGUGGUUUAAUGAAUAAUAACAUACAAAGUAUAUUAUUGUUGUAAGUGGACAAAGUAUGUCGUACAAAGUAAAUGCGAUAAGUGAAUUCUGAUUCCACCAAAAUGUUAAGCAUAUAAUUCAGCAGCGGUUCCAGACAUUUUUUAAAAGACCCCCCUGGCACAUUAUUUAUAUUUUCAGUAAAUUAAUAUAAAAUAUAUAAAUAAAAACUGUAGUCCAUUGAUAGGAGGAGGGCACAUGCCCCUGUGCCCUCCUCCUGGAUCCGAUAUUGAUAAUUAUUAACAUUUAUAAAAAACAAAUUCCAAAAAUAAAAAUAUUUGGUAUUUUAAAUUCAAAAAAACGUUUUUUAGAAAAAUCAAGCAUUUUUGAAUUUUUUUGACUACAACAUUCAUAUGAAAUUUAAGGGACUUUUUUUUGAAAGAACCAUCAAAUUAAGUAUGCAAAAGCCCACAUUUUAGUAAAAUAAGAAUUAGAAAAAAUCGCUCGGAAGCUAAACUGCCUUCAUUUCAUUAUGACACAUCCAAAGAGGUGGCUAAAGUCAAUUAGCUCCUGUACUUGCUUCCGGCCAUAAAAGUUUAAAAAUGCCUAUAUAUUUCAAUUAAAUUGCAUGUGUUCUCUAAUUUAUUAGCUAUAAUAGGUAUAUGAAAAUAAUACUGACAAUAAUUUGACAUCUUGUAAUUCAUACAUACAUUUUUUUAUUUUAUAUAUAUAGACCCUAUUUUAAGCACAUAUUUUGGUAUUUAUAGUGCAGUUUUGCAUUCAUAAUUUAAAAUUUUUAUAAUUGUAAUAUUUUUUGUUGAAUAGGUGUCAUGGGUGUCUACAGUGAGAGUUUCAGAGAAUAUAAAGUUUUCCAGUCACCCAUGGCAGGAUUUUAUAAUUGCCAAAAGUUAGGCCACUUAGAUAAAAAUUACCCAAUGCGUUGUUUCACCGGCCAUGUGGAGUGGAGGCCAAGUGGUGGGCAGCAAGGUGGCAGGCAGCGUAAUGGUGGGUACAUAGUAGCAGGUGAUAAAAGAGUAAUCGGGCACGACAAUUUAUUGGCUUUCAUCACUCCAAACGAAAUUCGACCAAACAUCUGA